UCGUUUGAUGUUGUUUUGAACGAUAAUGAAUUUUCAAAUUCGUCUUUCUAGGGAAACCAACAUUGCAUAUAUCACAGCUGAAAGAUAAUUUAUUUUAAAAAUCGUGAAUCGCCUGUGUAUACCUAUUGAUUAUCGAACAGCUGUGAAUAAAACUAUCAGACGGUCGCUUACGAAUUUCUCAUUUGCGCGGAAAUUAAAAAUUUGUAUGUAUCUUUCUGGAGUAUAAUUGUUAUAUUUAAAAUAUCGCAUAAUGAGUGACUUACGUACACUAUGUCGCACUUGUGGAAUAACAAUAAAUACAAAGCAUGAUACUAAACUAUUUGAGGAAUUUAACUAUCAUUUAGUUACUUUACUCGAAGACAUCACAGACAUGUUGAUUGAAAAUGACAUUGCCAUGCCGGAACACAUUUGCAUUACAUGUAAAUCGAUGUUAGAUCAAAUCGUUAAAUUCCGAUCCAAUUGCCUGAGUACACAUAAGAAACUAAUAGCUGUGAAAAUGAAGAAUUUACAAAGCAACAUUCUUGCCCCUGAAAGUCGCUCAAAAGUUAAUAUCGUUUUUGACAAUAUAGAAUAUGAUACAACCGAAAGCAGUAAGACCUGUGAUGAACAACAAGCAACAACAAACCUGGGUAAUGAUAUCCACAGGUACAGCAAAGCAUCAGUUGACGUUCCUGCAAAAAGGACACCUCAAGUGAAAAAUAAAAGGAUAUAUAAGUCCAAAGAAGCCAAAACGUGGAUCUGUGAACAGUGCGGUGGGGAAUUUAAAUGUUCCACGUAUUUAAAAUUGCAUAUGUUGCGCCACACUGGAACUAAGAAAUUUGAGUGUGACAUUUGUAAGAGGGGAUACUAUACUAAGAACGAGAUGGAGCGCCAUAAAAUUUUACAUACCAAUGCUAGACCAUACGCCUGUCGUUUCUGUGAUAAAACCUUUCGAGGCACUAGUAGUAAGACAGUUCACGAAAGAGCACAUACAAACGAGCGACCAUUUGUUUGCCAGUACUGUGAUAAAACCUUCAGGUCUACUUCGGUACGGAAAAUGCAUGAACGUGUGCACGUUAAUCAACGAAACUAUCACUGUGAGCCGUGCGACCAAUGGUUUUUACGACCUUCACAUUUAUUAUUACAUCAACAAACCAAGCUCCACAAAAAUAAAACCUCAAGCGGAUAGAUUUUGUUUUUACCUACAUAUGUAAAUUUAUUUACAAAUUGAAGCAAUGCAAGCUGAACUAAAUAUAAUCGUCACCAUGUGAUUGUCAAUAACAA
Messenger RNA from Drosophila mojavensis, 1263 nucleotides. Its product is annotated as zinc finger protein 436. Gene Ontology annotation, molecular function: zinc ion binding; DNA-binding transcription factor activity, RNA polymerase II-specific; RNA polymerase II cis-regulatory region sequence-specific DNA binding. Lineage: Eukaryota; Metazoa; Arthropoda; Insecta; Diptera; Drosophilidae. The coding region runs from base 251 to 1168 and encodes 305 amino acids. Gene Ontology annotation, cellular component: nucleus. Gene Ontology annotation, biological process: regulation of transcription by RNA polymerase II. The transcript is spliced from 5 exons. The record is from RefSeq and is a predicted model, not a curated record.